GAGACUGGGCGAGGUCAUCAUCACUCAUCAGCUUCGUCUUCCUCCAACGCUCGGCUCGGUUUAGGGAGGAUGAUGAUGGUGGUUUCUCCGGGGCUUCUCACUAGUGUUUCAGGUUUAAUCCGAUUGGCUCCGUCACACCGGAUUCAAAGACGCAACGGCUUCGGACCUAGUUGCUUCAAGUUUUCUGUGGAUCCGAGGAGGAGUAUUAAUGGAAGAGUGAGUCAUAAGCCGGUGGUAACGGUAGGUUGCUCUCGUCAAAGUUGGAGCUCUCAUAACAACAAGCACCUUUCCGAAGAAGAGCCCCUAUGGCUUAGCCUUCUUAGAGACAUCGUCUGGAGCACGAGGUCUCUCUUCUCUUUCAUGGCUGAGCAACCGAGUCAGCUCAAAUACAUAGAGUGGCCAAGUUUUACAAGCACGCUAAAGACAGCGACACUGAGUCUAUGUCUGGUAGCCGUAUUCAUUGUAGCGCUAUCAUCGGUGGAUGCUGCUCUUUGUUACAUAUUGACUAUGAUCUUGAGGAAAGCAGCCCCAUGACCAUAUGAGGAAGGAAGGAAGGAAGGCAAACAACAUACGUAGUAGUUUGUCUCUUGGAGAUACUGGUUGUGUAGCCUUGAGAUAGUUGAGUAUUGUUGUUCAUGUAGAAAUAAUUCUUGAUGUACCCAAAGUCCCAAACCAAUGUGUGUUGUGUGGUCUGUUUAAUUAACAAUACUCAAAAAAAAGGGAAAUCAAAACUAGUCUGAGUUAUAUA
Messenger RNA from Camelina sativa (false flax), 748 nucleotides. RefSeq lists its product as uncharacterized. The record is from RefSeq and is a predicted model, not a curated record. Gene Ontology annotation, cellular component: membrane. NCBI's taxonomy places the organism in Eukaryota, Viridiplantae, Streptophyta, Magnoliopsida, Brassicales, Brassicaceae. Gene Ontology annotation, biological process: protein targeting; intracellular protein transport.